This is a messenger RNA of Mercurialis annua (annual mercury), 1292 nucleotides long. RefSeq names its product probable caffeine synthase MTL2. Bases 175 to 1245 code for a protein of 356 amino acids. The transcript has 4 exons. Gene Ontology annotation, biological process: methylation. The record is from RefSeq and is a predicted model, not a curated record. Gene Ontology annotation, molecular function: S-adenosylmethionine-dependent methyltransferase activity. Lineage: Eukaryota; Viridiplantae; Streptophyta; Magnoliopsida; Malpighiales; Euphorbiaceae.
AUCCACGAUCUAACAGUUUGCUACCAAGUGCUUCAACCAUUUGCGUUAUACCUCAUUGGUGGUUUCGCCCUUGUUCCCACAUAAUCAGUUACUUGUAUUCUUAUAUACAAGUCCUCUUUUAUUUCUCCGAAUUGAGAGUUGAGAGCAGCAAUUGAAGUAGAAAAGGUUGCACACAUGAAUGGUGGAGAUGGAAACAAUAGUUAUGCCAAUAACUCCUUACUUCAGAAAAAAGUGAUAUUAAAAGCAAGGGCAGUUUUACAACAAAGUAUUACAGAGUUCUACAACAAAACUUUCUCAGAUUGCAUAAAAAUAGCAGACAUGGGUUGCUCUUCAGGUCCGAAUACUUUCCUCCCGAUCUGGGAGAUCAUAGACGCCAUUGUCGACACAUGUAACCGAUUAAAAACAAAAGCUCCGGCUCUGCAAAUAUUCUUGAACGAUCUUCCUUCAAAUGAUUUCAACUCGGUCUUCUUGUCUUUGCCAAAUUUCUACAAGAAACUUGACGAAGAGAAAGGUGGCAAGAUCGGGCCUUGCUUCAUAGCGGCUACGCCUGGAAGUUUCUACGGAAGAGUCUUUCCGACUCAGUUCUUGCACUUUGUUCACUCUUCUUACAGUCUCCAUUGGUUGUCUCAGGUACCUGAAGGGAUUAUGAACAAAGGCAAUAUCUGGAUAGCGGAAACAAGCCCUCCCACUGUACAUAAAGCAUAUUCCGAUCAAUUCAAAAGAGAUUUCACGCUAUUUUUAAGGUCACGGUCAGAAGAGAUUAUUUCCGGUGGUCAUAUGGUCAUUACCUGCAUGGCUCAGACUACUAAUCCUUCUUGCAAAUUUGGUGGCUGUGAACUCUUGAGAUUGAUUGGGAUUUCUCUUAAGGAUAUGGUCAAUGAGGGAAUGAUCAAAGAAUCAAUUUUUGACUCAUGCAACUUUCCAAUUUAUGCUCCUUCUAAAGAAGAAGUAAUCAGUAUGAUUGAAAGAGAAGAUUCAUUUAUGAUUGCAAAAUUAGAAGAAUUCGAACUUAGUUGGGAUGCAAAUAUUGAAAAUGGUGACAAAAAUUUGGUGUUUAAUACAUGGGAAAGAGCAAAGUACGUGGCCACAUAUAUGAGAGCUGUUACAGAAUCCAUACUAGCAAAUUAUUUUGAUAAUGCAAUCAUUGAAGAUUUAUUUCAAAGAUUAUCGAUCAAGGUUGUAGAUUACUUGGACAAGGGAAUUGGUUUGUAUAAUAAUCUAGUCAUUUUCAUGAUAAAGAAAUGAAAUUAUUCCCCAAUCUUGCAACCAGAUUUACAACACGAUUGUAUAAA